UUCAUUGAUGAACAGAAAACAGUAAAUGAAAUGAAAGAUUUUCCCGAAGUAAUAAGUAAUCACAAAAAUAAUAGUAUAGAUAGGAGCGUUAACAGCAAUAAUCAGCAAAUAUUGAAGAGGGAAUCAGAAAGAGGUGAACGAGAAAAAGAUCCUCAUGAAGAGUCGAUGGAAUUGGAUUCAAUUGACAAUCCAAUGGAACGAGAGGUUAUGGCUGAAUUCGAACGGCGACGACGUGCUAGAACACUGACCUUACCAACUGAUGAUGGCCAUGUGAAGCUGUUACUCAGAAAACUUAAUGAGCCCAUUUGUCUGUUCGGUGAGGAUAAACUGGAUCGUAAAGAGCGUCUUCGAACAAUUUUGUCGACAAUGCCCGAAGAUGAAGUGACACGAAUAUUGCACAGUCCCGAUGANGUUGAUCAAGCACCACAAACACAGAGUGACACAUCCACUUGGUAUCACCGAGGCAUAGAGCUCUUAAGAGAUGCGCGAGUUGCGAUUGCUGACUAUUCGUUACCGCGUGCCAAGCAACGACUCCAACGGAUGCGAGAUGAAGCAAAAGACGGUGGACACCGCAAAGCAGUGGCCGUUCAGGAGAUGCAUCGUUGGGUGGCAUCGCUAUCGGUUUAUGGAUCUCAAGUGGCCGAUGUUAGACCGGUUUCCUACUGUGAAUUUUCGCCGGAUUCGCAGCAUCUCAUCACUUCAGGAUGGUCAGGCGAAUGCAGUGUUUGGACAAUACCGAGUUGUGAACGCGAUCGUAAGUACACCGGUCAUACAAGUCAAGCGGGUUGCGCUCGGUUCCAUCCCGGCGCAUACAUAUCGCAAGAUUCAUUCGCGGUGAACGCGGCCAGUUGUGCACACGAUGGCACCAUCAAAUUGUGGAGUUUAGAGGCAAGUGAGCCACUCUGCGAACUUGAUCCACUCCCACAACGUGUGGCACGAAUCGCCUUUCAUCCAUCCGGAAGAUUUUUAGCUGCGUGUUGUUUCGACUGUUCAUGGCGACUCACUGAUUUGGAAUACGAACAAGAGAUUCUUAUCCAAGAAGGACAUAGUCGUCCAGUGUUUCAUGCUGAUUUUCAAGGAGAUGGCUCACUUUUGCUGACAUUAGGUAUGGAUUGUUAUGGUCGAGUGUGGGAUUUACGUACUGGUCGAUGUGUGAUGUUUUUAGAAGGACAUUCCAAGGAAAUUCAUUGUGGACAGUGGCUUCCCAAUGGCUAUCAAAUGGUAACUGGAUCAGCGGAUAACAGUUGUAUGGUAUGGGAUUUGCGUAUACGUCGUGCACUGAAACCGAUCGCAGCACACAACUCGCUUGUGUCCGGUUUGAAGGUGGAUUCGAAAGGAUUGUAUAUGAUCACGUCGUCGUUCGAUAAUUCGUUAAAGGUUUGGGAAACAGGCGGAUGGUGUCCAUUGCGACAGCUGCAAGGUCAUGACACAAAAGUGAUGGGAUUGGAUAUAUCACCGAACGGUAAAUGGGUCGCGAGUGUUGCGUUUGAUCGUACUUUCAAAUUAUGGACGAAACAAUUGUAUUGA
Messenger RNA from Anisakis simplex (herring worm), 1527 nucleotides. The record is from the annotation of a GenBank genome assembly. NCBI's taxonomy places the organism in Eukaryota, Metazoa, Nematoda, Chromadorea, Rhabditida, Anisakidae.